This is a messenger RNA of Trypanosoma conorhini, 321 nucleotides long. RefSeq names its product putative mucin-like glycoprotein. The transcript has a single exon. Bases 1 to 321 code for a protein of 106 amino acids. The record is from RefSeq and is a predicted model, not a curated record. NCBI's taxonomy places the organism in Eukaryota, Euglenozoa, Kinetoplastea, Trypanosomatida, Trypanosomatidae.
AUGCUUGGCUGUAUCAGCGAGGAGUGGCGCGCGUCCUCUUCCACCGUUCCGCGCUACCUGAUCACCUUUAAACUGGAGACGGAUGAGGAGACGCUGAAGAAAAAGGCGCCGGAAAACCUCAUAAAGUACAGCUGCGACGCGGUUGUUGGAAAUCUGCUGCAGAACUACCAAGAGCGAGUGCUGGUGUACUGGCGGGGCGAAGAGCAUAGACCGAUCCCGUUGCGGCGGCCCGAGUUCGGCUUCAUUGAGGAUGUUAUGGUGGACAUGUUCGUGAAGCACAUCGAGAGCGAAACAAAAGAGACAAUGGUCCAGAUUCAGUAG